UCGAGGGCAAAUUGUUCGAUCAAUCGCCGAAGAGAGGGAAAACAUCGGGAAUCGCGAUGAUCCUUGAAGAGGAACCGGAGGUCGAGGAUGAAUCGGAUUCCUACGGCGUCGCCGCCGCCGCCGACGACGGCGGAGGCGACGGCGAUCGGUUGAUGCCGCCGGCGAACUUCGGGAUGGUGACUUGGGGGAUCUAUCGGUCUGGAUUCCCCAGUUCGGAAAACUUCGGGUUCUUGAAGACCAUCGGCCUUCGAUCGAUCGUGUAUCUUUGCCCCGAGCCGUAUCCGAGACCGAAUGCGGAGUUUCUUGAAUCACAGGGGAUUCGGCUGUUUCAGUUUGGGAUUGAGGGGACAAAGGAGCCUCUUGCAAAGAUACCAAGGGAUGCUAUCAUGGGAGCUCUCAAACUCUUACUUGAUGUAAGGAAUCAUCCAGUUCUGAUUCACUGCAAAAAGGGAAAGCAUCGUACUGGCUGUUUAGUUGGCUGUUUGAGGAAACUACAGAACUGGUGUAUGACCUCUGUGUUUGAAGAAUACCAACGUUUCGCGGCAGCAAAAGUUCGUGCAUCAGACUUAAGAUUCAUUGAGACCUUUGACGUAUCGGCUAUGAGUGAAGGCAUUCUUGGAAUCAUGUACCGUUACCAAUCCUGUAUUGGUUUACAUUCGAAACGCAUCAUGUGCCGAUGCGAUUCAUAGCACAAUAUAUACAAAAAUCAUCCCUUCCCUUAACUUGGAACAUCCAACAGUUGCUUAUUUCUCAAAGGAGCUAUUGUCCGCAUUGUAUCAUUGAAGAUUAUUGAUUAAUUGAUUUAUUCGUUCAUUUGAAA
Asparagus officinalis (garden asparagus) is the source of this 820-nucleotide messenger RNA. RefSeq names its product probable tyrosine-protein phosphatase At1g05000. Lineage: Eukaryota; Viridiplantae; Streptophyta; Magnoliopsida; Asparagales; Asparagaceae. Gene Ontology annotation, cellular component: cytoplasm. Gene Ontology annotation, biological process: protein dephosphorylation. Gene Ontology annotation, molecular function: phosphatase activity. The record is from RefSeq and is a predicted model, not a curated record. The transcript is spliced from 6 exons. The coding region runs from base 57 to 689 and encodes 210 amino acids.